AUGAAGGCGAGCCCCGCGGCAGCCGCCGCUGCCACGGCGACGGGGCCGGGGCUGGGGCCGGCGCCGACGGGGGGACCGCGGGAGCCUGAUGCACGCUGGAGGGAGAAGGGCGAAGCGGAGGCAGAGCGGCAGCGCACCCGGGAGCGACUGGAGGCCACGCUCGCCGGGCUGGGCGAACUGGAGUACCUGAGGCAGCGGCAGGAGCUGCUGGUGAAGAGUCUCCUGCUGCAGCGGCCGGCGGGUAGCGGGCCCGGAGCGCAGGGUGGCCGCGGGGAGCCGCCGGGCGAGGGACCGCCGCCGCGCAGCCUGGAGGAGAAGUUCCUGGAGGAGAACAUUCUCCUUCUGCGGAGGCAGCUGAACUGCUUGAGAAGGAGGGAUGCCGGCCUACUAAAUCAGUUGCAAGAGCUAGAUAAGCAAAUAAGUGAUCUCCGCCUGGACGUGGAGAAAACGACAGAUGAACACCUUGAGACAGACAGUCGUCCAAGUUCAGGGUUUUAUGAGCUGAGUGAUGGAGCUUCUGGAUCGCUCUCCAAUUCAUCUAACUCUGUCUUCAGUGAGUGUUUAUCCAGUUGCCAUUCUAGCACUUGCUUUUGCAGCCCUUUGGAGGCAACACUGAAUAUCUCAGAUGGACGCCCUAAAUCUGCAGAUCUCAUAGGCUGGAUGGACUAUAAUAAGGAAGGCCAGCAUGAGGACCAGACCGCAGGCUCUGUCUGUCGCUCUUUGUCCACACCGCACUCAAAUUCCCUCGAUGUCGUUGCAGAUGUACAUCCAAAGUACCAGUGUGAUCUGGUGUCUAAAAACGGGAACGAUGUCUACCGAUACCCCAGCCCACUCCACGCGGUCGCUGUGCAGAGUCCCAUGUUUCUUCUCCCUGUGGCUGAAAACCCCCAGCGAGAAGAAGAAAGGCUUGAUUGUGAUAUUAGUGACGUUUGUGCCGGAUCUGAAACGGACUCAGGAAAAUCCACUACCACCUUUCUCCCAGAAAGCUCCUGGCAGGCACCACGCCCUUCCACCAUCAAGAGGAUAGAUGGUUACAUCUUAAGCCUGGUUCAGAAAAAGACUCAUGCGGUAAGGACUAACAAACCGAGGACAAGUCUCAAUGCCGAUCCCACCAAAGGGAUCUUGAGGCAUGGAAGUAUGUGUGUCAGGCAGCCUGCAGGGGUGGUGGCUCAUGGUAACAUUGUGAACCUGAAGAGCUCCAAGCAAGCGUGCCUGCCUUCUGGUGGGACAGCUGCUGUGGACCACACAACACCCUCCCCAUUAAAGCAGAGGCCAAGGGAGGCAGCUGGUGAGCAGCUGGAUAGUAGGAAGGCAUCUUUGCCAGUGGCUUUCCCGCCUGGUACAACCAGCGAACUUCAGAGCAAGCACCUGCCCCGGGGUGUCAAACCGGCACCUCCUGAGCUCAGCCGCAGUGCAGUGGCCACAGUGGGGGAUGUCUCCAAGGAGAAUGGGCAGCUCUUUGCCACGUCUCCCAAAGAGAGCCCGGGCAAGCCUGUGGUGCUACAGCCGGAGAACAGGGUCAGUCAGGCUCCCAAAAAAGUCCUGCUGAAAAGCAGCUUGCAGGCAGCUCGCUCCUCAUCACCUGCUGUGGAAGAGAGGCCCACAUUGGAUUUCAAAAGUGAGGGCUCUUCUUCCCAGAGCCUGGAUGAUGGGUUGCUGGUGAAUGCCCAAUACAUACCAGCUCAGCAGCAAAGCGUGAAGCUUCACAAAGGAACCCGAAAUGUCAAGAUUUUGAAAAGCUCCAUGCUGAAGCACAGACCCCACCUUGCCAAUGGGUUGGAGAACAAUUCGCAGACCUUACGGGAGAAAGCCAAGCCCACCGGCAAGAAGUGCCGCUUUCCAGAUGAGUUGGAUACAAAUAAGAAACUGAAAAAACCCUCCUCGCGGGGUAAGAGAGGCAGUGGCUUGCAACCUGAGUCCGGCCUCCAGAGUCGGCAGGCUGGACUGCACAAGUCCACCAUCCGAUCCCAUGGGCAUGGCCGAGAGGUUGUGGUGGCCAAGCCUAAGCACAAGCGAGCCGACUACCGCCGGUGGAAGUCAUCAGCAGAGAUUUCCUAUGAGGAGGCCCUGCGGCGGGCGAGGAGGAACCGUCGAGAAGGUGUAGGGGUCUACUCACAAGUCCCCCUGCCCUACGUCAGCCCAUAUGCCUAUGUGGCCAGCGACUCGGAGUACUCAGCGGAGUGCGAGUCCUUGUUCCACUCCACCGUGGUGGACACAAGUGAGGAUGAGCAGAGCAACUACACGACAAACUGCUUUGGAGACAGCGAGUCGAGCCUGAGUGAGGUAGAGUUUGUAGGGGAGAGCACGACCACCAGUGACUCUGAUGAGAGCGGGGGCCUUAUUUGGUCUCAGUUUGUCCAGACGCUCCCCAUCCAAACAGUUACAGCACCAGAGCUGCAUGAAAAUGCAGCCAAGGCCUUUGUCAAAAUCAAGGCCUCCCAUAACCUCAAGAAGAAAAUCCUCCGCUUUCGGUCGGGUUCCCUGAAGCUCAUGACAACUGUCUAG
Indicator indicator is the source of this 2505-nucleotide messenger RNA. It is a transcript of the gene DACT1, whose product is annotated as dishevelled binding antagonist of beta catenin 1. Gene Ontology annotation, biological process: negative regulation of JNK cascade; regulation of Wnt signaling pathway, planar cell polarity pathway; negative regulation of canonical Wnt signaling pathway. The record is from RefSeq and is a predicted model, not a curated record. Lineage: Eukaryota; Metazoa; Chordata; Aves; Piciformes; Indicatoridae. Gene Ontology annotation, cellular component: cytoplasm. The transcript is spliced from 4 exons. The coding region runs from base 1 to 2505 and encodes 834 amino acids.